AUGCUUGUUUUGGAUUCUGUUCCCACUGUGUCUCCUGCUUUGCCUGAUGACGUCAAACUUGAUGCCACGCCGUCGGCGCAAGAGCCCCAACAUUCGGUCGAGGUGGUGUUGACAUCCCCCCCGACACAGGCAUCACCACAUGUUGACGACACUUCGGUGCAGACAGCUGUUUGUCGGAAAAUCGCUUCUAGAACUGCGCGCUCCGCUUCAGCGGAUUCCAACCCUAUCUCUCCACCUCCUACACUUCCAAUACCUACACCUUCUGAUGCCGGUGCCGACGUUCCUGAUGCAGUUUUCCCCUUGCUUGCUCCUUCUUCUGAUUCCUCUCGCCCUGCUAAUCCUUCGGAUGCCUUGGUUGACGUGCCUGAUCUCGAACCCCCCACUCCACCUGCUCUUGAAUCUGGUGUGCAUCAGAUACGCCGUCGGGUGAAAGUGCCCCCCAAUCUUCACGCGGUGCGGAAAAAACACAAGCAUGCAAAGGAUGACUCUGAUUCCGUUGAUUCCGGGCAAUCACCCUCUGCCAUGUCUGAUGUUGAUGAUCUGGAUGUCGUUGCUUCUAAUGUGGUGUAA
Messenger RNA from Schistocerca piceifrons (Central American locust), 570 nucleotides. RefSeq lists its product as uncharacterized. The transcript has a single exon. Lineage: Eukaryota; Metazoa; Arthropoda; Insecta; Orthoptera; Acrididae. Bases 1 to 570 code for a protein of 189 amino acids. The record is from RefSeq and is a predicted model, not a curated record.